This is a messenger RNA of Diabrotica balteata, 768 nucleotides long. Lineage: Eukaryota; Metazoa; Arthropoda; Insecta; Coleoptera; Chrysomelidae. The record is from the annotation of a GenBank genome assembly.
AUGUCAUAUAAACAAGGUGUGCCAAUUGGUGAUGUUGCGACAGAAGGUCCAGGACUAGUAUUUCAAGUAUACCCAGAGGCAGUUGCGACUUUACCUGGCUCUCAGUUAUGGGCUAUUUUGUUUUUCUUUAUGCUUAUAAUGUUGGGAGUUGAUUCUGCCAUGGGCGGCUUGGAAUGUGUCAUAACUGGCCUAAUGGAUGAAUUUUCCAGUUUUUUUAAGAAUAAGAAAUACUCCAGAGAAAUUUUCACUCUAGGAAUAAUUAUAUGUUCCUUUUGUGUAGCUUUAAUAAAUGUCACACCGGGUGGUAUUUAUAUGUUUCACUUGUUUGACACUUAUUCAGCAGGAAUUUCACUCCUGUGCUCAGCAAUUUUUGAAGCAGUUGCUGUUUCAUGGUUUUAUGGUCUUGAUAGAUUUUCGCAAGAUGUAGAAGCAAUGCUUGGUAUGAAACCAGGAUUGUAUUGGAGGGUUUGUUGGAAAUUUGUUAGUCCAUCUUUUAUUAUAGGUGUAGUGCUAUUUGGCCUAUUUCAUCAUGAACCUCUACACUAUAAUGACUACUUCUAUCCAUCAUGGGCAGAAUGGAUUGGAUGGGCUUUAACUCUUUCCUCUAUCAUAAUGAUUCCAUUGUUUGCAAUAAUACAAAUUUGCAAAACGAAAGGAUCCCUUACUGAGAGGUUAGCUUUAAGCAUCUCCCCUGUAGAAGAACAUGAAGAAAUACGAAGAACUAAACUAGCAAAAAGAUUUAAAGCCAAACAUUGGUUUUAUGUGUAA